Molecule: messenger RNA, 5693 nt
Organism: Darwinula stevensoni
Lineage: Eukaryota; Metazoa; Arthropoda; Ostracoda; Podocopida; Darwinulidae
Source: the annotation of a GenBank genome assembly
CCAAUUGGACCGCCUGGAGCCGGAGGAAUCCCCGGACGGGAUGGAAAUCUAGGAUACGUGGGACCUCCAGGAGAUCCGGGACCCAAAGGUGUCCCUGGUAAUCCUGGAAAUCCCGGCUUCAGCAGCGUCGGAGAACCUGGAGAAGGCGGUAUUCCUGGAGUACCUGGGGAACGAGGACCCAAAGGUCAAAAUGGGUUCUACGGUUUACCCGGUGAGAAGGGGCCCCCUGGAGACACGUUUACCGGGAAAAAGGGAGAAGAUGGGGGUCCGGGACGACCAGGGAGGCCGGGGUUCCCAGGACCUCAAGGCGAUCCUGGUUCAGCAGGUCCAAAGGGAACCCGAGGGACAGGAGUGGCACAUAAAGGCCCUCCCGGGCCUCCGGGCCUCCGCGGAUUUCCAGGAGAUGUAGGUGUAUCCGGUCAGGAUGGAUUCGACGGACAACCCGGUUCUAAAGGGGAGCGGGGCAUCGAAUGUCAAGGCAGCUGUCCUGACGUAGCACACCCACGUUGGGCCAACGUUGGGUAUAUGUUGGAAAUGCACAUUUGCGACGUGGGCGCAACAUUGGUUCCCAAUGUUGGUCCUUCGAAGGCUUGUGUCACGGCCCCACGGGGAUAUCACUUCAGGGGAUGCUUUCUCCGUUCUUCUCCGAUCCGUAUAAAUGUGGUUCGUCAUCGUGAUGCAGGGAUACCGGGGAAAAAGGGACCACCGGGUGAGAACGGGAGACCGGGAUUCCAGGGACCUCGAGGGUUCCCGGGAUUUCCAGGAUUCAGAGGACUCCCGGGAGUGAAAGGAAAGCCAGGACUAUCCGGCUUCGAUGGGAUCCCUGGACGCCCUGGAGCCGUUGGAUUUGUUACCAUCCAUGGAAGAGGAGAAUCGACUCAUUUUCGUCUCGGUUAUUCCUUUCAAGGCAUUGCGGGGUAUCCGGGUGACAAAGGACCGACAGGGGAGAUUCUCGGAGCGACACCUGGACCCAAAGGCCUAUCCGGCCCUAAAGGGGAACAGGGAUUGGAAGGAUUUCGAGGACCUCAGGGUGAACCAGGUAGGCCGGGUACUGACGGAAUCCCCGGAGGGCCGGGCGUAGUAGGAUACAAGGGUGAGAACGGAGAGCCGGGAAUACCAGGACUCGCCGGGGCGAGGGGUCCAGAUGGGGUAGAAGGACCCGUUGGACCGCCUGGUCAAGGGAUCCCUGGAGACGAGGGUGAAUACGGAUUCAGGUAUCAAACUUUUCGCUUUAUACCUUCGGUGCUCGAAUGUCUUCGGAUCUCCAUGGGUCCUCGGGGAGAUGAUGGUUACCAAGGCCUGAAAGGAGAACCGGGGGAUUCUGCUGAUAUGAAUAUCAUCGCCGGGCCACAAGGUGAUCGUGGUUUCAUGGGCAUACCUGGUGAGCGUCCUGACAUUUGCGUUUCAGUUUCUCGUCAAGUCCACGUCGUAGAUUUCACUCGGGAUUUAUGGAUCUCAUCAGGCCUUCCUGGGAAACCGGGAGAAGCCGGACCACCCGGUGCGCCCGGUGCGCCCGGCGGUCCUGGACCCAGAGGAUCACCUGGGCGAGAUGGAGUGCCCGGAGACGUGGGUUUGAAGGGGUACCUGGGUAUCCCUGGAGAACCGGGACCUCGAGGUCAAAAGGGUAAACCUGGGAAACCCGGAAUUGACGGCAUACCCGGUGUAAACGGAGUGAAAGGGGAACCAGGAGACCAUGGGCUUCCCAUCCUUUUCGGUCCACCGGGAACUCCGGGCUUCCCGGGAGUGAAGGGCGAGCCCGGUAUUGAUGGGACUUCAGGAAGUAAGGGCUAUUCGGGACCACCUGGAGCGACUGGAAACAAGGGGGCGAAAGGAGCGCCCGGGUUCGCUGGAAGACCUGGAAUUAAGGUCCGGCUGAAUCAAAUCCUCCUCGUCGCGAUUAAGGAAAGGAGGAAGGAUUCCGAUCUGAAUCCCUCAGGAAUGCAUUAUGGAUGCAGCGGGGAAGCAAACGAGUGGGAAACUACGGCUUCACUUGGUGCCACUUCCGAGACAUCUAACGUUCGUAUUAGGAAGAGAGCAGCAAAAGGGAUACGAGGCGAACCCGGAGGGAUACUCGUGGGUCCACCUGGUACUCCCGGGAGAAUGGGAGAUGUUGGACUUCCUGGAACAUUUGGCACUCCAGGGCCCAAGGGUUUCCCCGGGGCACCUGGUGAAACGGGUCCUUCGGGUCUUCCCGGUGAUCCGGGAAUAGUGGGUCUGCCGGGGCUUCCGGGUGAGCCGGGAAUAGCGGGUCAGAAUGGGAGAGACGGUAGACCAGGGCUAACGUUAUUACGGGGACCCACAGGAGAUCCGGGAGUAAGUGGCAUACCAGGUGAGAUCGUCUUCCCCAGGACUCUAGGGUCAAUCGUAGAGAUAACAGACGCAUCGCCGCACUUCUCCGAUUCUCACCAUACUCAUCAUUUUCUACGGAAUACCGACCGACGAAUCGUGCGAUGGUCUUCCGUCGAUUUGUUCGGGAGGUGGUUCGUUCCGUCCACGAGUGACGACGGAAGAAAGGGACCUAAGGGGCUGCCUGGGCUACCGGGAGAAAAGGGUCUUCGUGGCAACCCAGGGUUCGAGGGCUCAUCUGGCAUACCCGGUGCCCCAGGAUUGGAGGGUCUUCCAGGAGAUCAAGGUCCCAAGGGUACAGUCGGGAGGCCCGGUCGAGAAGGCUUCCAAGGCCCCAAAGGAGACAGGGGGCCGGAUGGUAUUCCCGGAGUAGAGGGAGGUAUAGGACCAACAGGCCGUCCAGGAUAUAAAGGAGAGCGUGGAACACCUGGGAAGAUAUUGUUCGGGUCGAAGGGAUUCAAGGGACAGUACGGCGAACAAGGUUACCCUGGGAGGCCAGGGUUCCUGGGACGGAAGGGAGAGGCGGGAGAGACUGGAUUACCUGGACUAUCUGGCAAACCUGGAAUAAUCGGACCAAAGGGGAGCCUAGGGCCACAUGGAAGAAGUGGAUUCCCCGGGCCUCGUGGAAACCCUGGAAUUCCUGGGGGAUCAGGGCCUCGGGGUCCUCCUGGAAUUAGGGGAAAAGAUGGGGAUCCUGGCCGCUUCGGACGUCCUGGUAUCCCAGGAGAUAUAGGAGUGCCAGGCAAUCCUGGAAUCCCUGGAUUGUCUGGGUCAUUGAAGGGGCCACCCGGAGAGCAAGGAUUCAAUGGUCAACCCGGCUUGAAUGGUUUCCCAGGAUUGCCUGGUGAUAGCGGUUCAUCUGGACCCGACGGAUUCCCCGGUCAACGAGGAGAAGAGGGGCCACCUGGUUCCAAUGCAGUCCCUGGAGGUCCAGGAGAUGUGGGACUACCUGGGAAGAAUGGCAAUCCUGGGAUCCCUGGAGCAAAGGGACCAAAGGGAGAUGUGGGACUUCCUGGACUACAAGAACCAAUUUCACCUCUCCCUCUCUCUCUUCCUCUUUCCAAAUCCUUCAAUGAUGAAGUUUCAUUCAAAAUCUGGGCUCAUUCAAUCCUAAAUUAUUAUUAUUUUAUUAAUAUAAAAGACCAUUUUAUUAUUUGGUUUACAUCUCCCAUGACCAAUCACUUGACAAGGAGGUUUCUUCCCGAUAUUAGGAGAUUAUUUGCACAGGAUGGCGAAAAAGGAAGGCCAGGUAUCCCUGGCGCACCAGGCGUGCCUGGAAGACCGGGCCAAAAGGGUGCACCGGGAGAAUACGGCCCAGAUGGACCUCCAGGACAGGAAGGUCCCCUAGGUGCUCCCGGUCCCGUCGGCCAAAAGAUACCUGGAAUACCUGGCCUGCCGGGAUUACCUGGACUUGAAGGCAAGCCCGGUCGAGGCGGAAUUCCAGGAAUACCCGGGUUGCCCGGUUUGCCUGGUUUGAGAGGAGAACUGGGUAUACCUGGGAUAAGCGGGAAGAAGGGUCCUCCCGGAGACCAAGGAUACCCCGGAUCGAGUAGUAUCCACGGUCAAACAGGUCCACCUGGUGAAACUGGGAACCCGGGACCAAGAGGUAAACCGGGUACCGUUGGUAGAGCUGGACCCAUUGGUCCGAUAGGUCCUCCAGGGCUACCUGGUUUCAGCGGUCUCCCUGUAAGUACAGAAAGCUCUACCUCUUUGGAGAGAACUGAGAUUGGUACGCGAGGGGAGCCUGGAUUUCCAGGUCCGCUUGGCUAUCGUGGACUUCAUGGUAAUGUAGGACCAUCCGGCCCAGAUGGCAAACCGGGUCAAAAGGGUCCGAUGGGGAUCCCGGGAACGGACGGGCGGAAGGGAUAUGCAGGAGACGACGGUUCACCUGGAGAUAAGGGACCACAAGGCGAAGGGGGUCCAAAGGGAUCACCAGGCGAGGCGGGCCCUCCGGGACCGUUCGGACGACCGGGGCCUCCUGGUGCAAGCGGACUGCCGGGCGAUCCUGCCCCUCCGGCUCCCCCUCCUUCAGGGGGGGGAUUUUAUUUCGUAAAGCAUUCGCAGAGAAAGAUUGUUCCUAGCUGCCCGCGAGGAACGUCGAGACUCUGGGAGGGAUACAGUCUUCUACACAUCAUGGGAGAUGCACGCACUCACGUCCAAGAUCUCGGGACACCGGGUAGCUGCCUCAGGCGAUUCACCCCGAUGCCAUUCAUGUUCUGCAACCUGAACGACGUGUGCAACUAUGCGAGCCGUAAUGACUACAGCUACUGGUUGAGCACGGGAGAGCCACUGCCAAUGUCCAUGACCUCCGUCACCGGUCCUCAAAUCGCCAACUACGUGUCCAGGUGUAGCGUGUGCGAGGCGCCGACACGAGCGAUCGCCGUUCACAGCCAGACGUCACAGAUCCCGGCUUGUCCCUCCGGAUGGCAUGGCAUUUGGACCGGAUUCUCCUUCAUCAUGCACACUGACUCUGGAGCGGAGGGCGGAGGUCAGCCAUUGAUCUCUCCGGGCUCCUGUUUGGAGGAAUUCCGAAGCACUCCGUUCAUCGAAUGCCACGGACGCGGAACGUGCAACACGUUCCCCACGGCAUUGUCUUAUUGGCUAGCAAUCAUCGGGGACUCGGAACAGUUCCAUACCCCUCGUCCACUGACGUUGAAAGGAGGGAAUUUGACCGAUAAGAUAUCUCGAUGCCAGGUCUGCAUGAGAGGAAUUGGUGGUAGUGGGGCAUCAGUUCAUCAUCAUCAGGGGCAUCACUCUCGACCUAACCUGCUCCCCGUUUCCAACAUCUUUCAAUCGGAUUCUGCCCAGAGCAUCCCUCAGCUUAGUAACGAUUUCUUACAGGACGUAGGUCAGAGUGUCAGUGGCCCCGACUCCCAAGAACUUCCACUUUCCAGCUGAACUCGAAAGAGUCCGUGUCGAUGUAAUGAAGUUAAACUCCUGGGACAUCAUAAAGAUGAGAUUUCAACAGCGAUGACAUCCAGCAGUACUCGUUCCUUCAUAGUUCUCCAUAAACUCGAACCCAUUGGACUUUUUCUCGAAUGUGUGCUUUGUGUACUCGUUCAUCUUAUGGAAAAUUUUUCCUGUCGAACGCAUUCAAGUUUAAACUUUAAAAUGCUUUUCUGAAGCAGGCUCUACAAAAUACCAUCGAGCGACAGAUCCGAACUCGAGCUCGAACACUCCCAUUUCUGUCAUUGUCUUGCUAGUCAUAUCCUUCGAUUCCUUUGAUUGUUUUACGCUCAACGAAUGUUCGCAAUGGUGCUACUCUUUGUCGUCGUCGGUACUAUGAUCGAUUUCUUUCACACUGGCUUGUCUUCCAUAAUAAAAUCGCUAGAAAUUAUGUGACAAUU